UAAUUAGCUUUUUGUUUUUGGCGCUAUUGUCACAUCCCAUUGUUAGUCCAAUCACGGUAGCUAACCUAGCUAGCAAGAACUAACUAACCAAUGGCUAUACGAUAGAUCAUAGUUCAUUGGUGCUUACGUCACCGGUCUGAAUUUAGGACUCAUAUGGCGUACCGCGUUGUGCGCAUGUGCGGGGACCGUCAAUCUGUGUUCACUCGCUCUCAGUCGGACGUUUGUAACGAUCCCAUUCAUUCCCAAUUCCGCUGUCAGAAAAAAAAAACAAAUGCACGGACAUAUUUGUUAUUAAUUUCGAUUGCGAGCUAUUACCAGUUCAUUUGUUUUACGGGCGUGUUUUACUAUAAAAGAUGGGAGGCUUUAAAAAGAAAUUUCGAUAUUGUGUGAUAAAAUUGAAAAAGACUAGAGAGUCUGGAUUGGAUCCUUAUGUCUGUGUGCCAUACUCUUGGCUGAAGCUGCAUAAAAGGGCAUUGGUUGUUAAAUAUCCGAAGGAAAUAACAUCAAUGACGAGCUAUAUGGUGAAGCACUGCGAAGUAAGUCAGCCGGAUUGGCUGACUAUUGGGGCUGAGAUCAAAUAUAAGACGGAUUCCUACGUAGACGCACAAAUGUGUCUGAGUAAGCUUUUACAAGGGCAUCGAGAGAAAUACGGUCAACAAGAUAAUACGCCAACAACACAAGCUAAAGCAAGUAAAGCUUUUGAGAUCCCUAAAGAACUUGAAAGAUUCAAUGUCAAAAUAUUCGGCACUGAAGAUAAUCAGAAAAAGGAAAUCCAAAGAAGUACCAAUACUGAAGCUGGUGUCAGCAAGGAGUUUAAGGGAUUUGCUCCUAAACCACUACUGACUAACCAAUUUCCACCGAAACCCAUUGACCAAAAACAAAACCCAGUAAUUGACAAAAAAGUAAAUGCAAAUAAACAUGCUCCAAAACUAAUAAUAAAGAAAAAGAAACCCAUUACCAAUAAACUAAGUAGAAGUAAACUAAUGAGCGAACCAGAGGAUUCAGAUUCGAAUAAUGAAGCAGAAGACGCAGGAGACGCAGAAAACGCAGAAGAAGCAGAAGAAUGUGGACCAUAUGAUGCUAAAACAACGACUAUUGUAAAUCUGUGGAAGACCAUUCAAGAUCAAAUUGCUUUUAUUGAACAAUUAGAAGAUUCCGACAAGAAGUUUAACGGAGUAGAAGAUAAAAUGACAACUGCUAUGAAAGCUGUCGAUACUCUUAAGGAUUUGAUUGACCAAUUGGAAGCUCUAGAAGACGAUGACGACGAUGACGAUGACGACGAAGAUGAGGAUGGAGAACAAGAAGCUACUAAGGUUGAAAGUGAAACGAGAGAGUUGAAAGGGAAAAUAAUUAAAGAAGAAGAGGAAGAAAUAGAAGAACAAAAAGAAGAAGAAACAGAAGUAACAGAAGGAGAAGAUAAAGAAGAAGAAACCGAAAAAGAAGAGUUGCAAGAUGGAAACCCACGGACUGUUAACCUCCCACCUGAAUACGACAGAAAUGACUCCAGAUGGACUUUGAAAUACAAGAAUUAUGCACCCGAAUUGACGGAACUAGUGGAAAAUUCCCGUGUAUACGUCAAUUCUAAGAAUCUUGCCGCGGUUGUAAAUAAAUCUCAGAAUCCAAAACAACUGGCGCGUAACUUGUUGGAGGAAGUAUUCUCUAAGAAUGCUAUGUAUGUUUGUAAGUUACCCCAACCAACCAUUGUGGUAUCAGAUACGCCCGAACUCGAUAGUGGCGCUAUUAAUGCUAUACUGGAUUUCGUUCAAAAGCACACAACUCGAGUGAAUUGGCAGCAUGUGAAACGUAAAAUAGUUAAACUCAGUUUACGUGGCAAACUCUCUUAUGCUCAUAAGAAAUUCAAACAGGUUGGUCGAUUUACUUAGGUGAUUGUAAAUCGGGCAUUGUUGAUGUUAUAAAAUUCUGUUGUUUUAUUUAUUUCGUUAUUUUUAAUUAUUAUGUUAUAGGCUUACUCAAGUAAAUAUUUGACGAGGAACUCGACUAGUUUUAAGCUAUGCUAGAGUCUCAUCAAACAGUUACGCGAGUAAGCCGAUAACAUAAUAAUUAAUUUAGUAUGUCUUAAAAUUAGUUAUUUUUAUUCCAUGUGCCAUUUGAUCUCAUUUAGAUCUCGAUGUUGUUCUUAGUUUGUAUGUUUGAACGCACUAACCUCUUGAAUGCCAGUAUAAUAUGCUACACAAUAGAAAAAAAUAUGUCUCGCGUAGAUCUCCACUACCACAGGUUAAAACACUUCAAGAUAUAUGACAAUUUUACUUUAAAAUGAUACGUAAUUAGGUGUGAUAGAAUCCUUCUCCGUUCGAGAAGAGGCCUUUUCUCAACGGUGAGUUUAAUACAGGCUGCAGCUGAUCCUAGAUUUACUCAUAAUCAAUAUCAAUCUUUUAAAAUAUUUGUUAGACGCCCCAAUAUAAAAAUAGGGGUAGUUAUAGGUAUAAUGUCUAAUACCGACGUGAAUCCGUAUUCCUUAGGUAGGUAUGUUCGCGUAUUAAAUAAUCUAUAGGAGGUGUUAUUUUUUUAAUGUUUACAAUGUGUAUCUAUCUGUAUUUUAGACUGUACUAUCUAUUAUAAUGUAUUCUAUUAAUCAAGUAGUAGAUGGAUCAACUAAUUUUGAUCUUGGUCUGAAGAUCGUCAGUUUCUUUCUAGGAUCUAGAUGGUUGUGUCUGUUUCUUGGUAAAGACGCAGUGAAUAGCAUAUCUAGGUAGACUACGAUGAGCAUUUAAACCAAUUUUAAAAUUAAGUAGUAUUGAAUGAUAUUUACUAGGUCGAUUUUUUUAAGUACCUAGCUAGUGCCGGAAUACUUAAUAGAUUAAUAGUAAUGUGCAUUUAUAUUUUUAUUUAAUUAUACCUACGUAUCACACAGUAUCUUAUAAUAUUCAUUAAAAUUAAUUAAAUUAUGCGAUAUACUUACAUAAACUCAUUAUUGUGAACUCCGAUGUGGCUUGAAAUUAGUCGAGCAUUAUUCUGUGGUCGAACGUCUUUGUAUGUAUGAAAUAGUUGAAAUACUCAUGUAUACUGAAAUUGUAAAUCAAUUACUUAAUGGUAUUGGUUAUAUGUAUAACGGUUAUAUAUCCUUACAUACUACAUAUAUACCAUAAUUUUAGCCGUAGACCAGUACAUUUAUGUAUAAAAUGUGACAACAUAAUAAACAUUUCAUUGACUUAUA
Spodoptera frugiperda (fall armyworm) is the source of this 3175-nucleotide messenger RNA. RefSeq names its product FK506-binding protein 5-like. The transcript has 4 exons. NCBI's taxonomy places the organism in Eukaryota, Metazoa, Arthropoda, Insecta, Lepidoptera, Noctuidae. Bases 354 to 1883 code for a protein of 509 amino acids. Gene Ontology annotation, molecular function: DNA binding. The record is from RefSeq and is a predicted model, not a curated record.